CGUGCGCUUUGGGCAGGAGGUGACGUUGGGAAGAUGGCGCCGCCAGGGAGAGGGUGCCGGUGGUGAGGAAAAGGCGCCUUUAAAUCCCAUUCAGUUUCCCACUCGGAAGGUCGGGGAUUCUGGCUGCUUUGCCGCGUGGAGCUCCGAUUUGGGGUCAUGUCCGAAGACACAGCGAACGGAGUGCGGAACUCUGCUUCCCACAAUGUGAAAGAGAAUUCUCGAAUUAUCCGAGUUGGAACAAGAAAAAGCCAACUUGCUCAGACUCAGACUGGCAGUGUGGUGAAUAUGCUGAAAGAACAGUACCCGCAUGCACAACUUGAAGUUGUUGCCAUGACUACCACCGGAGACAAAAUUCUGGACACUGCCCUGUCAAAGAUUGGUGAGAAGAGUUUGUUCACAAAGGAGCUGGAAACUGCAUUAGAGAAAAAUGAAGUUGAUUUGGUAGUUCACUCCUUGAAAGAUCUGCCAACAACACUCCCUCCUGGAUUUACAGUUGGAGCCAUCUGCAAGCGCGAAAUUCCUUAUGAUGCUGUUGUUGUGCAUCCAAACAAUGUGGGAAAGACCCUGGACAUGCUGGCAGAGAAGAGUGUGAUCGGUACAAGUUCCUUGCGACGAGCAGCACAGCUGAAAAGGCGAUUUCCUCACCUGGAAUUCAAAGAUAUUCGAGGCAACUUGAACACAAGGUUAAAGAAACUUGAUGAAAAAGAUGACUUCAGUGCCAUUGUACUGGCAGCAGCUGGUCUGCGAAGAAUGGGCUGGGAGAAUCGGAUCAGUCAGAUUCUGGAGCCUGAAGAUUGUAUGUAUGCUGUGAGUCAGGGGGCCCUUGGUGUUGAAGUCCGGGUGAAUGAUCCAGACAUCCUGGAAAUGGUUUCUGCUCUGAACGACACUGAAACAGUUCUCCGCUGCAUUGCUGAACGUUCCUUCAUGAAGCAACUGGAGGGAGGUUGCAGUGUGCCCAUUGCUGUUCACAGUGUCAUCAAUGAAAACCAGCUCUACCUCACAGGGGCUGUUUACAGUCUUGAUGGAUCUGACAGCUUAAAAGAUACAAUGCAAACAAGUAUCUCUACUCAAACACAGGAUGAAGAUUGUAGCGUCGCUGAUGUUCAACAUGUUGGGAUCACGGCAAAGAGAAUACCACACAACUCCCAGGCAGCGGCUGAAAAAUUAGGAAUGGACUUGGCCAAUCUAUUGCUUAGCAAAGGUGCCAAGGAUAUCCUAACUGUUGCUAGACAGCUGAAUGAUUCAAGAUAAUGCAAUGUAUUUAUCCUAAUGUGCAUAUUAUGUGAUUAUUUAGGCAUUCUUAAAGUUAUAAAUGUACAGUAACCAAAGGUAACAGACAGUAUCCCUUCCCUGUGCCUUAAGCAUAUCAUUUGCUUCCACAAAUGUCUACAGUGUAUUAUAGUCUUCCCUUCUGAACUGCCCCCUAAACACACUGGGUUGUUUCAUCAAUUAUCUUUCACCUGUGGCCAGUACUCUUGUCACUUUGGAGACCACAUCAGCCAUGUUAUAUGAUUUGGUACAUUAUAUGCAUCUUCCUGUCCUUUCCACUGCUGUUGAUAGGGUGAUUAUUUUUUUUUAACCAAAAUCACACUAAUAAUAUAAUACAGUCUAUAAAAAAAGUAUAUUUGAAAUGCUUAUUUUGAAUUAUCUGUUAAUUGAAAUUUGAAAAGCUUUUUUUAAUGCAGGUUGUGCAGUUUUAUUUAGUUUACACUAUUAGACAUAGACAUAGAAAAUAGGUGCAGGAGUAGGCCAUUCGGCCCUUCGAGCCUGCACCGCCAUUCAAUAUGAUCAUGGCUGAUCAUCCAACUCAGUAUCCUGUACCUGCCUUCUCUCCAUACCCCCUGAUCCCUUUAGCCACAAGGGCCACAUAUGACUCCCUCUUAAAUAUGGCAAAUGAACCGGCCUCAACUACCUUCUGUAGCAGAGAAUUCUACAGAUUCACCACUCUCUGUGUAAAAAAUAAUUUUCUCAUCUCGGUCCUAAAAGACUUCCCUCUUAUCCUUAAACUGUGACCCCUUGUUCUGGACUUCCCCAAGAUCGGGAACAAUCUUCCUGCGUCUAGCCUGUCCAACCCGUUAAACUAUUGGACAAAUUGAGGUUUUAGCUAAAAGUUCCCUUUGAGUGAAUGAGAAUAGACAAUGAAAUUUUAUUUUGGACCAGAUUCCCCUCGCUGGCAUGCUGUGUUUUAAGGUUUGGUCCACCUUUUGCUCAGUUGUGGCCUACUGGAAGGAUUAACACCACUGCAGUACCAUCAUUGAGAAUCUUUGCCUCCUGAUGAGAGUGAGUAGUGGGAUUUUUUAAUUCAUCUGGUCAUCAUUGAUAAGGCACAAUUUAUUUCCAUUUGCAAAGCAGUAUGGGCCAAUUGCAGCCGGUAGCACAUCCUGCUCAUUACUGGUGUUGAAAAGCCUUGCAGAAUGUGGAUUGUUAAAGUGGAGGUACUCCACAAGAAAAGCAAUGCCCAUAUUGCCUUCAUCUGUGCAUGGUUCAGCGUUCCCUGUAACAUGUGAUAGUUGAUUUCCCCCCACAUGUAUAUAUGGAGUGCCUUUGAAAUAGAUUGUGUUAUUGGGGAGGUUUGUGAACAGUCAUGACUCUCCCACCUUGCGUUGAGUAGGAGAAUGCAGAGUUUGAGGGAGAGUGGAUUCACUCCCAGAGUGGCCCUUCUGACCCUGUAUCAGAUGGAUUGAGAAAUCAUGGAACUAAAUUUGACUUCAGUACAUGAAAAGAAAAAAAACUGCAGAUGUUGGAAAUCUGAAAUACAAAAUAACACUGGAAACACUCACAGAUUAGGCAACAUCAGUGGAAACAGAAACAAAAAUUAAUGAUUCAUAACCUUUCAAAGAUCCUUUGUUAGAAACCUUCAAUCUGAAAUGUUUCCUUAGAUGUUACCUGACCUGCUUUUCCAGUAAUUUCUAUCACUAAAUUAGACCAGCAUGAUUUUCUUUUCAAGGCUUUCUUUUUAUUUUUUAAUUAGCUUAAUGUUUUUGUACUCAAAACUUUUGCUGUCAAAUUUUCCUGUGGACUAAUCAUUGUACUUUGACGCUAUAACUGAGUUUGAUUGUUUUUGUCUUUCAAUGUAAUACAUGCAAAUAGUCUUCCCUCAAGAGUUUACAGGACAGGAAUGCUUGGGGAGCCUUUCCAGCUCUAUGAGCCAUCACCACGCCAGCUGAGAUGAACAAACUCAACAUGGGCAGGGGUAGACUGUAUGUUUUGUGGAACCCAGGAGUUUGGAGCAUUCUGAUGUCAAUGUCAGCUAUGGCUCCUUGAGUUGCACACUUGCCAGUUCAUCAGAUGAUCAUGGUUGGUUUCAUCCAGAGACAAAACUCAGGCUCACUGCCUCACUUUCAUAUUGAAAUGUGUUGCUCUGACAAAAUUGUUGGGGUUUUAUUUCUGUUGAGACCUUUUCUUCCUUUGCAGUUGGAACAGAGAUUCCGAACAAUGUUGUGAUGGAGUAUCUGUUACCUGACGAUUAUUUAUCCCAAGUUAAUGUUACACAAGUUAUAGAAUCAUUAUCACAUUGCUAUUUGUCGGAGGUUGCUCAAUGCAAACUGCUGGUUUUCUAUGCUACAACCGUAACUGUAGAAGUACUUAGUCGACUCGAGUGUUUAAGAUGUCCUGUAGUUUUAAAAGGUGCUAAAUAAUGGAUUUCUUUAUAAUUUGUGACUACUCUGUGCAGCAGAAAUGUACAUGAGACUGUAAACUAAUUUUAUCAUAUGUUUUAUUGGCCAUUUACAAAGGAUACUGUCUGAAAAUGUAUGACACAAUUGAUUCCUUUAUACCAGAGCUUCUAAUCCUAAGGCUUAGGGCUGUAUUAUAACAAUUGUAUGCUUAUAAAGUAAGAUGUUGUAAUGCUUUUCAAAAGUAGGCCAGAAAUCGGAGGUUGCUGCAAGUUACCAUAGACUGCACCUACUCAAGGCUGCGGCAAUAAUUGCAUCAUUUGCUCUCUUAGAGUAAACAAUUUGCAGACCAAAAAAAAUGGAAAACUAAACCAAAACCUGUUGAAAUUCUGAGUAAUGAAAGGGGAAUUAAUCACAGUGGGCACAGGCCUUGGCAAUUUUCAAGUAGGGAACAGAAGCAAGAAUGUCAUGGAGUGUUUGUUUUGCUUCUCUGCAAUAAUCACCAUGUGUGGCUCUACUGCUGUAGUUUUCUACUAUGGUGGAUAGAGUCCUUUACCUUAAAACAUAAACCCUGAGGUGCCUUCUAAACUCAGACUAGCAGGAAUAUUGAAUAAUACCUGCAACACCUAUAAUUUAAUCGUAAACCCCUUUUAUUUCUCUUUUGUCUUAUUAGCAAUUAUUAAAUUGUCAAAUUCCACUACCCUGCAAUUGGAUGUUUUAAUAUUUUGUGCAAAAGUGAGCCGUGGAUUUGCCAACCCCAACCCAAUGAUUGAAGUGGACAUUGUAUAUUUAAUCAGCACAACGUAAAGAUAAAUGAUAUUGUGAAUGAAAAAGAAUGCUUAGAUGGGGAAAUUCAAUUAAGGAUUGACUGGGUAAUAAGGGAUCCCACAAAUGUGGACACUGUUAUGCCCCUGUCCCACUUAGGAAACCUGAACGGAAACCUCUGGAGACUUUGGGCCCCACCCAAGGGUUCCGUGCGGUUCCCGGAGGUUGCAGGUAGUGGAAGCAGGUAGGUGACAAAAAACCUCCGGGAACUGCACGGAAACCUUGGGUGGGGCGCAAAGUCUCCAGAGGCUUCCGUUCAGGUUUCCUAAGUGAGACAGGGGCAUUAGUACCUCGACAACCAGAGGGACAGGAUUCUGACUCGUUGUGACAAUACACUGGGCAUAUGCGCUGUCAAGUGCAAUUUGGAAGAUUCACUGAGUUAUGAGAGGGCGAGGAAUCAAGUGAUUGUGCUAACAUUAAUGGGGGAAAUUGCAAGUUAAUCCUGUCAGUUUCCAAUGAGUAGAUUAAUAGAGAACGUAAUAACAGUGGUGUUAAACCAGCAUUCCAUCUUAUCCUGGUGGAUUCCCGAUGAUGCAUGUUUUCAGCAUUUUUUAAAUUAAAUUGUGCCUUCAUAUUUUUGCCUUUCAGUGAAUGUGCUAUUGAGUCAAACUAGCAUUGGGUUAUGAGCUACAGGAUCAACCCGGUACAGCAGUUGGAUAAUUUCCAGCCAGCACAGAUAUAUUUUUCAUGUUCCUUACAGUGGGAUCUCUCUCUCGUUCUUGCACAGAAACACCUAUGCUCUUAAAGAAUUCCUCUGAGACCUGUAAUUCUAUGGCUCUCUGCACAAAACUGAUGUCAGUGGUGAGUUAUCUCAAAUGCAAAUUUGAAUGUUGAAAACAUUCUAUAAGCAGUCAGGAUAGUUUGACAUUCACACAAAUAUUCAAUUUUUUUUGCAAUCCACAAUUGCUUGUUGAACGAUGUAGGAUUUUGCCUUACUAAAAACGGGUCUCCCUUCUCAAAUAUGAUACAAAGUGCUCUGUCAGAGGCAUAAAUAUUGAUAAGUAGGACUGCACGCUCAGGACCUGAAUCCCCACAAAUUAUUCUCAAAACAUAUGAUAAACAUUAUAUUUUUUUAAAUGGAAAAAAAAAUCUUGCAAAAAGAUGGACACAUAAUUCUAUUGGUCUGGAACGGAUUUGAAGCAAUGUAAUGUUUACAGGGAUGAUUCUUUACUGUUAUGCCCUUGAUGCUGUAGAUUCUGAAAUGGGAUAGCUAUUAUGAAAUAUUAACAUAUGGUGCUUACCCCUUGCAGUAAUGACAAAAUAAAACAUAAGUAAAGAA
This is a messenger RNA of Leucoraja erinaceus (little skate), 5718 nucleotides long. It is a transcript of the gene hmbsb, whose product is annotated as hydroxymethylbilane synthase, b. Gene Ontology annotation, biological process: heme biosynthetic process. The transcript has 14 exons. NCBI's taxonomy places the organism in Eukaryota, Metazoa, Chordata, Chondrichthyes, Rajiformes, Rajidae. Gene Ontology annotation, molecular function: hydroxymethylbilane synthase activity. The coding region runs from base 157 to 1251 and encodes 364 amino acids. Gene Ontology annotation, cellular component: cytoplasm. The record is from RefSeq and is a predicted model, not a curated record.